AUGUCAGGAAAUAGCUACAUCGUCGUAUUCAAUGACGAAGUUACUGCGGACCAAAUUGACAAGUACGUGGCUGAAGUUAAGGAAGGAGGGGGAGAAGUAACCAAACGCUUCGAUGCUAUCCUAAAUGGCUUUUCUGCAAGGAUCUCAGACCAGACACUUAAUGUAUUCAAAUCGCUUCAAGGCGACGUGAUCAAGUACAUUGAACCGGACCAGGUCGUCACCACGCAGUAG
Molecule: messenger RNA, 231 nt
Organism: Fomitiporia mediterranea MF3/22
Lineage: Eukaryota; Fungi; Basidiomycota; Agaricomycetes; Hymenochaetales; Hymenochaetaceae
Product: protease propeptide/inhibitor
Exons: 4
Coding region: 1-231 (76 amino acids)
Biological process (GO): vacuole fusion, non-autophagic
Molecular function (GO): endopeptidase inhibitor activity
Source: RefSeq, a predicted model, not a curated record